Messenger RNA from Nakaseomyces glabratus, 249 nucleotides. RefSeq names its product Mco12p (gene MCO12). Gene Ontology annotation, cellular component: cytoplasm. Lineage: Eukaryota; Fungi; Ascomycota; Saccharomycetes; Saccharomycetales; Saccharomycetaceae. The record is from RefSeq and is a predicted model, not a curated record.
AUGUCUGUUGGUUCUAUUGUCAGGUGGGGUGUAGAUUUGACGCUGGUAGCCAUAGUACUUGCGUCAUUGCGCCGCAGUACAGGAUUAGUGCUCCGGUAUGAGACAAUGGGUUUCAGUGGCUGGAUCCAUGGUUAUCUGCAAUGGGGGGAAAUGUGUUUUGGAUAUUUGAAGAGCUAUGUAAAACGUAGUCCUUGGUUUAGGCCUCAGGUUACAUAUGAUGGGUUUAAGAAAAUCGAAGAAAUCGAGUAA